AACGGGAGGCGACGCCUGCGCCUGCGCACUGGGCGGCGGCCGGGCAGUGGUUGCCCUGGCAUCAGCGAACGGGGAGGCGGCGGCCGCGUUGUGCCGCCGCUGGAGCCUCCCGGAGCCGGGAUCUGCCUGCGGUGGGCAAGGAGCAGCAGAAACGCCUGGGGAGAACCGGCUGGAGGAACCCGGCCAGGAUGAGGGACCGUCUGGCCGAGCUGGCAUCGCGCACUCAAAAUGAAGAUGGAGAAGCGACGGUUGUCGUUGAGAGUGACCAUUACAUGGAAGACUUUUUCCUACAGGUCGAGGAAGUUAGGAAAUAUAUCUCCAAAAUCUCAGAUGUUGUAGAAGAAGUGAGGAAGAAACACAGCGUCAUCCUCUCGGCCACACAUCCAAAAGAUAAAACAAAGGAAGAACUCGAAGAACUGAACAAAGAAAUCAGAAAAACAGCCAACAUCGUCCGUGUUAAAUUGAAGUCCAUGGAACAAGGUUUAGCUCGAGAGGAGAACAUCAAUCGAACCUCUGCAGAUGUCCGGAUACGAAAAUCACAGCAUUCAGUGUUGACCCGGAAGUUUGUGGACGUUAUGACGAUGUAUAACGGAACUCAAACCGUCUUCCGGGAACGUACGAAAGACCAGAUCCGCCGUCAGUUGGAAAUAACUGGAAAAACCACCACGGACGAAGAACUAGAAGACAUGCUGGAAAGUGGCAAUCUUUCCAUUUUCACUUCGGAUAUCAUUUUGGACACCAAACUGACCAGAGCAGCCCUCGAUGAAAUUGAGUCUCGUCAUAAAGAUAUUAUAAAACUGGAAUCGAGCAUACAGGAAUUGCACGAAAUGUUUAUGGACAUGGCGAUGCUGGUGGAGGUUCAGGGCGAAAUGGUCAACAGCAUCGAGAAGAACGUGAUGAACGCCGUGGAUUACGUAGAACACGCCAAGGAAGAGACCAAGAAGGCCGUCAAAUACCAAAGUAAAGCUCGUAGAAAAAAAUGGAUUAUUGUCAUUAUUGUGCUGGUGCUGUUAGCUCUACUGGCUCUAAUAAUUGGCUUGGCAGUUGGGGUGCCGUGAUGCUUAGAUAAUUGUCCGUCAGCAACUUGUCCCUGCUACCUCUCAAAACUGAUGUUCAUGCUAAUUUGUGUCACUCUCUUCAUUGUUAUCCUUGGAAUUAUCCUAGCGGCACACUUCUCCUAGCCUGUAUUCGGAGGUUGGGAAUCUCCUUGAAACUCUUCCAACUUCUCAUCAGGAUGCCUUUUCUUGCCAUAACGAGGAUGUUCUGUUUUCCAAGAUGGCAAAAUUAAGUAGUUGUUUAAGCAUUUUAUAGGACUCUUAACGCUUUGAUAUCUGUAGACCUGAACCAAACAUGAAGGAAACUGGAACACCUCCGAUGUGGACUCAUUUAAGGGCUGCUUUAAUUUACAUACAUGCAUAUAUAUAUGAUGAGUUGCAAAGCUUCCAGCACAUCAGUGUUACCAGUUGGAAAUGGGUAGAAUUCAUCACCCAGAAAACAAGAGAUCUCGAAAUGUUUGUCUUGUUUGAAACUAAAGCAGCCAUAAAUGCAAUUGACUGUAGUCUAUGUAGACUGAAGGUAUGUUUCACGAUAAUAUUUCCAUUUUAUUUUUAAAGCAAAGAAUGAUUGAGACCGGGGGCAUAAAAUUGCUUUCUCUUCUCUCCGGUUUUCGUGCUUUUUUAAAAUCAUCUUAAAAACUGCUGCAUAAUAAAAUGUUUUUAACGUUUUAAUCGCUUCAAGGCCACAGAGUGGGAAUCUUUAAGUGCCUCCUUUUUUAGUGGCGAAUCUGCGAACUGUUUUUGAGAAACAUCAGCACUGUCGUUAAAUAAUGUUAGUUUACUUAUGGUCCCAGACUGACCCGGUUCACACAUAAAGCUGGGGCAAAAUUCAGUCUUCGUGCUCAACUGUCCUCCAGCUGAGCAAAAACUUGUUUCUUUUUAUACAGAAAGUAGUUUGGCAUUACUUUUGAGCCAGCGAUCCUAGUUUAGGAUUUUAAACAGAGUAGCAAAUUAACUCAGGGCUUGAAAUUGACACGACUUGAGCAUUGACCAAAGUUUGUUUGAAACCAUCUUGUCCACUGACGUUCACAAUAAGCCAGUUUAGUUGCCCCAUAAAACGAAAUUAACCUUGAGUUGAAUCCUGUGAGCCUUCAGAGGACGAAGAAAGUGUGCAGGAAUCCCAAUCCUCAGCUCUGCGCAAAGCUAACACUAAACCCAACUUUAGUGUCACGUGUGAACCGAAGCCUUCCUCGUCUUAAAAGAUGUAUUUUGACUGUGAAGUUUUAUUAAGCUAUUUUUGUUUUGUUCUAAUUUCAGAUUUUUGUCUUUCUAAACCCUCAGAAAGCAUAGCAUUGUUGAAAUAAGUGUGGGGUGGGUUGCGCCUGAUUUUAAGCUGCCUUUGAUGCAUCUUUGAACCCCUUCAGUCAAACUGGAGAAAGACCCGUUUUGUGUGAAACAGGUUCUCGUGUGCGAUGUGAGUUUGCAAAGCUCUUCCUGCAGCUCUCCAUAAAUUUAGCAAAGCAACUGCAGAAAAUGAAUUUUUAGGUUGCACACACAAGUCUAAGGGAAAACGAAGAGGCCUUCAAGUUGAAUUUUAUUUUUUAAUUCACCUAAGGUGGAAUAUGAAAGGAAGGGGCUUACUUACUAAUGGAGUAAAAUUGGGAUUGCAUUACAGUUUUGCCUAAAGUGCAUUCAGUCCUUCCUUUCUUGUUGCCAACCAGCUGAGGAAUUAUGACGAACAUUGGUCAUUAUCUUUUUAAGGCUUUUGUCUUAAAACAAACCUUGAUUUUGUCGGGAGAGGUGAUUCCAAAAGUUGAUGUGGUUUGCAAAGGAUCUGUUUAAUGGUGGUUAGUUGCACUGAAGUCCCACAGACUUUUUAACGGGGUGUGGGUUACAUAUUUUCCUCUAGAUCUGAACCCAAAAUGUCCAGCUGUUAAGAAUUUUUAAAACAAUUCAGAGGCAACCAAAACAAGUUGUAUCUUAACCUCGCUUUACUUUUUUUUGUUUUGUUUUGGUAUGGUAUUAUCCCUGUAAAUAUAUGUACAUGUAACUGAUUUGCUUUCUUAUUGUUAAAAUAUAUAUGUAGCUAUUUAUGCCGAGAAUGAAAUAAAUUGUGAUAG
Ahaetulla prasina is the source of this 3115-nucleotide messenger RNA. RefSeq names its product syntaxin 2 (gene STX2). Gene Ontology annotation, cellular component: presynaptic active zone membrane; endomembrane system; SNARE complex. Bases 189 to 1058 code for a protein of 289 amino acids. Lineage: Eukaryota; Metazoa; Chordata; Lepidosauria; Squamata; Colubridae. Gene Ontology annotation, biological process: exocytosis; intracellular protein transport; synaptic vesicle fusion to presynaptic active zone membrane. The transcript has 11 exons. The record is from RefSeq and is a predicted model, not a curated record. Gene Ontology annotation, molecular function: SNAP receptor activity; SNARE binding.